AUGCCUGUCUACAAAUACCCACCACCCAAGAGAGCCAAAAUGCUCUUGCUCUUCCAGCGGCACCGCCCACGAGCCUACCUUGCGUUUCUUCUCUCGAUUGUCCUUGGCCUCGUCGUCAUCAUAGCCCACGUCGGCGCCGGUCUCGCCCGCGCGGCCUUGGUCCCGUCGCCACCCAUCAUCCACGUCACCAGAAGCAGCAGCAGCAGCAGCUUUUUGGAGGGCACGCGGGCGGCGGGCCUGUCUUCCCGCUACGGCCUGCAACGUCCACCGCCCAAGGGCGGCGUUCCUCCGUCCAAGGAGAUGCUGCGCUACUGGAAGCAGCUCCUACAGGCCAUGAUGGACGCCGGCCCCAAAACAAUGAAGGAGGUCGUUCUCCAGGACAUUGUGACGGACGACGACGUCCAGCCGAACCCCGAGCUUGACAGGUACCGCGAGCGGGUCGACAAGGUCCACCUGCCGGACGACCUGCGGGACGCCAUGAAGGCGGCCCAUGCGGAUUUUGUGCGAGCGGCGCGGAGCCUGGGCCAGCAGCUGCCGUAUGCGGGCAAGACAUAUGGCCGGCGUGUCGAGAAUUCCGAGGCAGAGGCGCAAGCGGCGGCGGCAGACAUGGAGAAGCAAGCGGGGAGGCGACUGAAAAUGGAUGCCGCAGGAGGAGCGCAGGCGAGGGUCGGAGGCAGAGGCAAAGCCACGGGCUUUGUGACCAAGACAAGAGCAAAGGCAACGCCCGAGGCGACAGCCGCCACCACAAAAGCAACGCCGGGCAAGACGGCUGCCAGCGGCCCCGGCGCCGUCCCCACCCGCGGCAUCGUCAUGACGGCGGGCGGCAAGUACGUCGGCAUCGCCGUCACGUCCAUCCUGAUGCUGCGCCGCAACGGGUCCCAGCUGCCGGUCCAGCUGUUCCUGGACAGCGACAGCGACUACGACGCCAAUCUGUGCGAGACCGUCCUCCCCGCGCUCGGCACCGAGUGCCACCUGAUGCAGCGCUUCUGGGAGACGACGCCCUGGAUGCCGCCGCUCGCGCGGUUCCAGUUCAAGGUAUUUUCCAUCCUCCUGUCGUCCUUCCAGGAGGUCCUCUUUUUCGACGCCGACUGCUGGCCCAUCCACAACCCGGACGCCCUGUUCGACGCGGCCCCCUUUCGCACGCACGGCCUGGUGACGUGGCCCGAUUUUUGGCUGUCCUCGACGGCGCCCGUGCUCUACGACAUCCUGGACGUGCGGCCGCCGCGGCUCGCGGAGCGCCGCAGCUCCGAGUCGGGCGUGCUGCUGUACGACAAGGCGCGCCACGGCACGAGCCUGGUCAUGGCCGCCUACUACAACUUUUACGGCCCCAGCCACUACUACCCGCUGCUGUCGCAGGGCGCCCUGGGCCAGGGCGACAAGGAGACGUUUCUGCACGGCGCCAUGGUCAUGGGCAACCCGUUUUACGCCGUGCACACGCACAUUGGCAUCCUGGGGCGCUGGAUCAACGGGACGUAUAUGGGCGCCGCCAUGCGCCAGGCGGACCCGAGCGACGACUACCGGCUGCACGGCGACGGCGAGGGUGACGACGGCGACAACAACAACAACAACGACAACAACAACAACAACGACAACAACAACAACAACGACAACAACAACAACAACGACAACAACAACAACAACAACGCGGUGCGCGCCCGCUGGAUGUUUGUCCACCACAACAUUUUCAAAAUCGACCUGCGCCACCUCGCCGCGUCCAUGCGCGGCGUCUACGCGCGCAACGAGCAGGGCGCCCUCUCGCGCCUCUGGCAGGCCGACGGCGACGACGACAGCUUCAACCGGGACGCCGGCUACGACGUCGAGCGGGCCAUGUGGGACGAGGUGCGCGGCGCCGUGUGCACGCACACGUUUCUCACAAGCCGCGAGUGUGCCGACCUGGAGGCGUACUACAAGACUGUCUUCUUGUAA
Molecule: messenger RNA, 1926 nt
Organism: Sporothrix brasiliensis 5110
Lineage: Eukaryota; Fungi; Ascomycota; Sordariomycetes; Ophiostomatales; Ophiostomataceae
Product: alpha-mannosyltransferase
Exons: 1
Coding region: 1-1926 (641 amino acids)
Biological process (GO): mannan biosynthetic process
Cellular component (GO): Golgi apparatus
Molecular function (GO): alpha-1,2-mannosyltransferase activity
Source: RefSeq, a predicted model, not a curated record